This is a messenger RNA of Tarenaya hassleriana, 1789 nucleotides long. RefSeq lists its product as uncharacterized. Lineage: Eukaryota; Viridiplantae; Streptophyta; Magnoliopsida; Brassicales; Cleomaceae. Gene Ontology annotation, cellular component: nucleus. Gene Ontology annotation, molecular function: ubiquitin protein ligase activity. The transcript is spliced from 7 exons. The record is from RefSeq and is a predicted model, not a curated record. The coding region runs from base 199 to 1539 and encodes 446 amino acids.
GGAAAAGAGGAAAACAAAACCUCCCAUCACCUUCUUCUUCAUCCCCUCUCUCAUCCCUUUCUCUGGUUCUUGGAUCUCUCUUCUUGAUUAAGCCUCGAUAAUCAGGGAGUUUUCGGAAUACAAGCCUCUAUCCGUCUCGCAAUCGCUGAAAUUUGGGAGCUUUCCAAUCUUAAUGGUUUAUCUACCACCGCAAGCAGUAUGGGACAAAGAAAUAUAAUGGUUGAUUUAGAAAUGCAACAGCAGUCUCAAGGCUAUGUGCAACCAGAGCCUUGCAUCUUUUUAGGCAGCUUUCCUCAACCUGAUAUCCCUGGUGUGAUCCCGGCUGCUGGAAAUAUUCCAAAUCUAGAAGCUCAUCCUCAGCCAGAGCCCUACGACGGCACGAUGUUCUAUGGGAUUCCUCAACACAGUGCACUGAAUUUUUAUCCCCCUUAUGUGGCUUUCCAUGCACCACCAAAUCAUUUGCCAUCUUCUAGCAGUCAUGGCAUGGUUGGAGUAACUUCCGAUGAAUACGAGAGGAAUGCCCACUUUACGGAUCACACAAGCGGGCCGUAUAAAAGGAAGAAUGCGGAAGGAACACCUGGGAAUUCUCAGUAUUUAAAUAGCGUACCAGCUCCUUUAAGUACAACCGAGACAGUGCCUUUCUCUUUGCCUCAGUUUUGGUGGAAUGGUAGGAGUAGAACAGGAGCUGCUACCAUGGAUCCUGUUCUCUCUCGUGGUCAGAACAGCUUUAUUCAAGGAAACUAUGCAGGUCAGCCUUUCCCACUGCCAGGGUCUGUCUGGUUCGACCAGCAUCAGAUGAGUAAUGGUAGAUCUGAUGGAUCGCCUUUGCCUUGGUCCCAGGCUCCUUCUGUGCCUUAUAUGCCUGGCUCUGGUUCAAGAGAGUCUGGUAGCAGAAACCCUGCAGCAUUCAUUUAUCCUUCUCCACUAAAUCCUAGGCAUCACUAUUUUAAUCAUCACCCAUCGUUGUGGUCUCCUAUUCAAGGAGUGAGAGGCCAUAAUGCCACAGUGUACCCUCCCAUGGCUAUGGCUGCAUACAGAGUUCAUACAGAGAUGGGUUCAACUCAUGUGAGACCUGUUCAACCAGCUGGGCUUAGGACUGAAGCACCUCUCAGUCUCAGACAACGUGGAUUCCCUCACCUCAGAGUCAUGCCGGCUGAUGAAGUUGCGCUGUUGGAGGUAGGAGAUUUCUACGAUGCUGGAAAUUACAUCGAUCAUCAUAGAGACAUGCGCUUGGACAUAGAGGACAUGUCUUAUGAGGAGCUUCUGGCGUUGAGUGAGCGUAUUGGAACAGUGAAAACUGGUUUGUCAGAGGAAAAAAUUCACAAAGAUCUGAAGACAAGGACCUAUGUAUCGGCUCAAAUCAAACUGGAGGAGGCUACACCUACAGAUUCUUGCACAAUAUGCCAGGAAGGCUACAUGAACCAAGAGAAGAUCGGGACCCUUGAUUGCGGGCACGAGUACCAUGCAGACUGCUUGAAGAAGUGGCUGUUUGUGAAGAACGUUUGCCCCAUCUGCAAAUCCGAAGCCAUUGCCAUGUAAAAGGAUGAGGUAUAGGAAGUGGUACAAUGGAUGGUUUAUCUAUUAGUUCACAUAUAUAUAAGAAAGAACCGAAAGAAAGAGAACGAAGUCGGGUAUUUCUGCUGCCACUUAAAUCUGUAAAUUUGUGAUUUGUGUAAAAAACAUUUGUUUUCUUGACUCGGUGUCUAGGAAAGAAUUGUACAGAGUCUUUGGUUCUUUGUACAUUUUUGGUUGCUCUGUUGCUGUUAGUGACCUCUUUCUUUUGAUGUUU